UUUACAUAUCAACAAAUUGUUUUUUUUUUGUUUUUCAGUUUUGUAUUUGCGUCUCAUUUCUGAACUCCUCCGUCGCUCUCUCUCUGUCACCCUCCUCCCGAUUCUUGAAGCCCUUCGCCCCGCCGCCGCUCGCAAAUCGCAAUAGAUUUGUGCCGAGGCAGCCAUGUCUUCUGUAAGAAUGGACAGCAUUACGAAUGUUAUAGAGUACGAGGCUGCUGCAAGAGAGAAGCUGCCGAAGAUGGUGUACGAUUACUAUGCAUCUGGAGCAGAGGACCAGUGGACUCUCCAAGAGAAUCGGAAUGCCUUUUCAAGAAUACUGUUUCGGCCUCGUAUAUUGGUCGAUGUGAGCAACGUUGAUUUAUCCACAACCAUAAUGGGCUUCAAGAUCUCAAUGCCAAUCAUGGUUGCUCCAACAGCUAUGCAGAAAAUGGCACAUCCUGAAGGGGAGCUUGCCACGGCAAGGGCAGCAUCAGCAGCCGGCACUAUCAUGACAUUAUCCUCAUGGGCCACAAGCAGUGUCGAAGAGGUUGCAUCAACCGGACCAGGCACUCGAUUCUUUCAGCUUUAUGUUUUCAAGGAUAGAAGCGUAGUUCAGCAGGUAGUGAAAAGAGCUGAACGUGCUGGUUUCAAGGCAAUUGCUCUGACUGUCGACACUCCAAGGCUAGGCCGAAGAGAAGCUGAUAUCAAGAACAGAUUUGUGCUGCCAUCGAACUUGACAUUGAAGAAUUAUGAGGGCUUAGAUCUUGGCACAAUAGAUUCAGCCAAUGACUCUGGACUCGCUGCAUAUGUUUCUGAACAGAUCGACCGGUCUCUUAACUGGAAGGAUAUAAAGUGGCUUCAGUCCAUCACUAAAUUGCCAAUUCUUGUCAAGGGCGUGCUAACUGCCGAGGACGCUCAUUUGGCCGUACAAGCUGGCGCAGCGGGGAUUAUCGUGUCGAAUCACGGUGCUCGCCAACUUGACUAUGUUCCUGCAACCAUAGUAGCCUUGGAGGAGGUUGUGAAAGCUGUAGAGGGGAGAGUUCCGGUGUUCUUGGAUGGUGGGAUUAGGCGCGGAACAGACGUCUUCAAGGCAUUAGCCCUCGGAGCAUCGGGUGUAUUUAUUGGGCGGCCUGUUCUGUUUGCAUUAGCGGCCGAUGGGGAAGCCGGUGUAAGAAAAGUUCUCGAGAUGCUGCGCAACGAAUUUGAGCUGACUAUGGCGCUGAGCGGGUGCCGGUCGAUUGCGGAGAUUUCACGUCGCCAUGUUGUGGCACCUUGGGACACACAUGCGUGGGCACGUCUUUAGAUUGUCUGGAUUCUUCUUGAACCAGAUCAUGGCUACAUUGUUGUAGGACUUAUAUAUUGUAGUCGAAAUAAUUGUUAUGAUUACCUUCCAUAGGAGGGUGUUGGAACAUGAAAAUUGUUGCAGAAAUCCAUGGUUGGAAAGAAUUGUGUGACGAAUAAAUUAUGAGAUGGAGAAGAAGAUGCAUUUAGAAGCAGCGUAGUACAUCAAUUGCUAUGCAUUUUCUGAGAUAUGCUCUUAUGCAAACAAAUAUGUAUAUGUGUGUAUGAUCAUAAAUGAAAUAAAAUCAAUUCAAUUUGUUUGAAGGUAUAA
Andrographis paniculata is the source of this 1591-nucleotide messenger RNA. RefSeq names its product glycolate oxidase 1. Gene Ontology annotation, molecular function: oxidoreductase activity; FMN binding. The transcript is spliced from 12 exons. Bases 164 to 1282 code for a protein of 372 amino acids. The record is from RefSeq and is a predicted model, not a curated record. NCBI's taxonomy places the organism in Eukaryota, Viridiplantae, Streptophyta, Magnoliopsida, Lamiales, Acanthaceae.